This is a messenger RNA of Castor canadensis (American beaver), 692 nucleotides long. The record is from RefSeq and is a predicted model, not a curated record. NCBI's taxonomy places the organism in Eukaryota, Metazoa, Chordata, Mammalia, Rodentia, Castoridae.
CCUGGGGGCGUGGUCUGGAAGAACCUGGUGCGCCUUCUGCGGGUAAGGGUUCCCCAUGCUUCGGGCCUUGGUCUCAGAGGGACGGGAACGCGUUCAUGCCUGAGCGUCAGCGUCUCUGCGCGCCCAGCGGGCGAAGCCUAUGCCCUCACCCCGCUCUCGUGUUCAUUUUCUCAGUUGCACACCGUGUCGCAUGGAAAAGAACCUGCGUGGCGAAGCUAGACCUCCCCCUCUGUGCUUCCGCUUUGGUGUAGCCAGCCUCCGGGCCGGAAGCGGCGUGCUUACGCCGUGGUACGGACGAUGGGGGCCUGCGAGGCUCAGUUCGAGAGCCGGGAAAAGUUCGCCUGCUUUCGUCGUAGAAAUGCAUGUUUACAAAGCUGUAAAACGUCUGACAAGGUCAAAGCUGCAGGAAAAUGGACAGUGAGGUACAGAGGGAUGGAAGGAUUUUGGACCUGAUUGAUGAUGCUUGGCGAGAAGACAAGCUGCCCUAUGAAGAUGUCGCGAUACCACUGAAUGAACUUCCUGAACCUGAACAAGACAACGGUGGCACCACAGAAUCUGUGAAAGAACAAGAAAUGAAGUGGACAGACUUGGCCUUACAGUAUCUCCAUGAGAAUGUUCCCCCCAUUGGAAACUAGGCUCCUUCUUGAGGAUGGAUUUUUCAGAAAAAUGUAGAUAAAAAAUAUUUUCUUUCA